AACAAGGGGCUGAAAGGUUCCGUGUUGACGUUGGCGCUCUCAACUUGAGCUAAACUAGCUCGCAGCUCUUUGUAUGGCAAAGGUUUUUUUUUUUAUCGUGCUUAAAGGUCUGGAAACUAUGACAUUGAAUCAAAGAUCCUAAGAAACAAUGGCGGAUAAAGAUGUUGAUCCUCAUCAGUCGGAUAAAGACGUGAAAACAAAUGAGAUACAAGGCACGGGUCAGGCAGCCAAUCAGGAAGAGAACGACUCUACAGUUACUUCUACAGACACAGAUGCCAUCGCUAAUAAUGACGAUGCACACACAGAGGGUAUGGUGGAAGAUGCUACAAAAGGGCCUGACACUCAAGGCCUAAGAAGUUCAGAAGUCCCGGAAGAAAAUCCUCCACCUGUUGACCAAGACAGGAGUGACAGUGAAAAGACACAAGAGGAGAACCUAAAUAAUAUACAUUGUGAAGCAGAUGGGCCACACCUCAAAGUAAAUGAAUCUGCAACUGGAUCAACUAGUCUCGAGGAGACCACUGCACCACCUGCUGGAGAUGAUGAGGCAACCUUCAAAUCAAGAUCUGACUCUCCACCUGUUCAUCAAUACGUGGGUGACUGUGAGGAAACACAAGAGAUCUUAAAUAAUAUACAUUGUAAGAAAAAAAUUGAUACGUUGAUCCAUGAAGAAGCACAUGGACCACGCAUAAAAUUAAAUCAAGAGUCUGGAGAUGGAUCAACAGUCAGUACCGAGGAGACAACUGCAGCACCUGCUGGAGAUGAAAUGGUUCCAGACAAGGAUGUUGUAACAAUUGGCCCUACAACUCAAGCAGAGCCAGCACCCAUGUCUGAUGUUCCUGUUACUGGUAAAGACAAUAAGAGAAGAACAUUUUGGAUUGGUGUCAUUGGUGUGUUAGUUGUAGCUGUUGCAGCUCUUUUACAACUAGCCCUUCAGCCCAAGCCUCCACCUCAGAAAAAAGAUGUCCACCCAAUAGAAAUCUUUCGCCAAGAAAUGGAAAAAGUGAAGCUCCAAUUCCCAAGUCAGCGUGAAGAGUUGUGGAAAAGAAGCAGGAUCCAUUUGCAAAGACAUUUCUUGAUAACCCAGCACACUGAGCCGGUUAGCAUAAUCCUGACAGCUGGUGUGCGGGCUGAGGGUACACUGCACUGCCUGGCUCAGAGUAUAGCUUCUGCCUUGUCCUCUGCUCUCAAUGCCUCUGUUCUUCACUUAGAAGGAGCCAGCAAAUCCAGCCAGGACAGUGACAUGGUCAAGUCAGACAUUGACAGUCAGCUGCAGAAGGCUUUUGAAGGAGGCAAACCUGUUGCUGUUAUUCACCGUUUUGAGGAGCUACCUCCAGCUUCCACUUUAAUAUUUUAUCGCUACUGUGAUCAUGAGAACGCAGCCUUUAAAAAAACCUUUUUAAUCUUCACAGUACUUCUAGGGGAAGAGGAAGAGAUUGAAGCUAAAAUUCCUCUAAGUGAAGUAGAGGAGAUGGUAACCGACCAUUUACAGAAGAAGUUUCUUGCGCAUGAUCAUCCCACUGCUUUUGAUAAAAUGGACAUAGACAAAUAUGGUGGUCUGUGGAGCCGCAUAUCUCACCUUAUAUUACCUGUAUCAACAGAACGAAGGAUUCAGAAAACCGGAAAAUGCUAACUUAACAGCUGCUUUAGCUUCAACUGAGAACAUUUUAUAAUGGCUCAAUUGCAAAAUUGCCAUUGCAAUGGCAUCAGGGGGCAAGCACCACCCUUUUUAAAUAAAAAAAAAUGUAAUAAAGUCUUAAGCACUUUUGUUUUCAAUCAAAUGUUUUAUCAUGUUUAAAAAAUGGUUUUCAUAGCUAUAAAUCUUUUAAACAACAUUGUUGUUAAGAUAUUUUCUAAGAAUACAGUAGACAUGCUAGGUCUGUCAGAUCCAUGUAAAUGUGCCUUAUACAGCAAUAAAAUCGCGUUAUUUAACU
Molecule: messenger RNA, 1931 nt
Organism: Periophthalmus magnuspinnatus
Lineage: Eukaryota; Metazoa; Chordata; Actinopteri; Gobiiformes; Gobiidae
Product: torsin-1A-interacting protein 2-like
Exons: 10
Coding region: 149-1630 (493 amino acids)
Biological process (GO): membrane organization
Cellular component (GO): membrane
Molecular function (GO): ATPase activator activity
Source: RefSeq, a predicted model, not a curated record